AAACGCUCGUGAUUGUCUGUUGUACAUUUUUUUCGAAGGAAGAGCAACCGCCGCAUGUGUGCUCGUGACUAAUGUAGAGGAAUGCAACGCACUCAUCAGAAGUGUCCCCCAACACCCAGUCUUACUCCCCAUCACUCGCUCUUGCCCAAUGGACAUUUUUACCUGCCGUCGUGCAUGUCGCACUUCAUUGUUGCUCGUCUCGGCACGCAUGUACACCUCGUGCGCAAUCGUCGGACACAUUGCGCACAUUUUGACGGUGCGUGUGUCUGGCGCCGUCCCGGAAGCAACAGCAGCGCGCCUGUAAUGGGAUUACUAAUUGCAUUUGGUGGUAGCAGGCGGGAAGGAGAGGGAAAUGGGCCCAGCCCAUGCACUUCCGCAAGAACAAGGGACGAGUCGAGGGGCUGCAAAGCAAAAGGAGUGUGCUUGGUGCCGUUGCGGAGAACGACGCGCGGUACGAAAGUUUUGGAAUCGAUAUCUUGCGAUAAACUCGACGGCGAAGACGGCAGGGUUCGUGCGUGCGCACGCGCGAGAUGGUAUGGAACUGGUGCUGAUCGCUGUACGAUGACGUGGCGACACUUGCGUGCGAGCUCCUUACCGAGGCGAGGUAAAAGUACACUAAGAUGGUGGCGACGGAACAAAAAGUAGUGUAGGGACUGUGGACGCAUUUCGAAUCAGAUGAUCAAGCUCGCACCGACAAUAGUAGCCGCCACGAAGAAAGGCAUGCCAAAUGAAGCCAACGCGGAAGCCGACGAGCUCGCUCCGUCUUCCGUGUCGAUCGUUGUUCCGCCACUGCUGCUGCUGCUGCUCGUCGACGAUCCCUUUGUGCCGCUCUUUGAUGCGGCGGUCGUGCUGUUUGAGCUCGCGGAUGGCUUGGCGACGUAAGCCGUGCCAGGUGCUCCCUUUGGCGCAUCGGGUCCUGCAGAAGCAAUGGUGCUGGAGUU
Ceraceosorus bombacis is the source of this 941-nucleotide messenger RNA. The record is from the annotation of a GenBank genome assembly. Lineage: Eukaryota; Fungi; Basidiomycota; Exobasidiomycetes; Ceraceosorales; Ceraceosoraceae.